This is a messenger RNA of Megalops cyprinoides (Indo-Pacific tarpon), 1293 nucleotides long. RefSeq names its product delta(14)-sterol reductase TM7SF2-like. Gene Ontology annotation, biological process: sterol biosynthetic process. NCBI's taxonomy places the organism in Eukaryota, Metazoa, Chordata, Actinopteri, Elopiformes, Megalopidae. The record is from RefSeq and is a predicted model, not a curated record. Gene Ontology annotation, molecular function: oxidoreductase activity, acting on the CH-CH group of donors, NAD or NADP as acceptor. Bases 1 to 1293 code for a protein of 430 amino acids. Gene Ontology annotation, cellular component: endoplasmic reticulum membrane; nuclear inner membrane. The transcript has 11 exons.
AUGGAGAUUCUACCACCAACAGACCAGAUUCAGAUCGAGCCCCACGCUCUUCCUUUGCAGAGAAAUGGAUCGGCUGUCCACCGUCGUGGGAACGUGAAGAAUGAGGAGACGCUGGAGAGAGUGGUGAAUGGGACCUGCAGCUCAGAGCCCAAAGUGCACAGUGUCUGGAACAAUAUCCUGUUUGGACCUGGAAGAGUGCCACUAUGGGACUGGAGGGCCUUGCAGAUUGUAGUAGCCUUCACCGCCCUCCAGGGGGUGCUCUAUUACCUUCCCUUUGGCAAUGUUGUAGAAGGCAAAGUGGGGCAUGAUGGGAAACGCAUAAGAUACAGCCUCAAUGGCCUGCAUGCUCUGGCAGUGACAGUGCUCCUCCUGGUGGGACUGUGGUACUGCGGCAUGUUCCAGGGGCCCACAGUCAGCGGGCGGGUCCUUCAGCUGGUGGUAGCCUGCACCGCCCUGUCCCUGCUGGCGGCCACUGUCCUCUACCUCCAUUCCCUCAGCGCUGACUCAAGGCAGCUAGUCAACUAUGGUGAUGGCGGUAACUUCCUGCAGGAAUUUGCCUUGGGAAGAAUUAUAGACCCGUCUGUGGGCAGGAUUGACCUGAAGCAGUUCUGCAUGGUUAGGAUCGGGUUCAUUGGAUGGGCCCAGGUGGACCUCUGCUACCUGCUUACAGAAAUCGAGAUGCGUGGUGCGCCCUCCCUGCCCUUACUGCUGGUUGUGACCUUUCAGCUCAUCUACAUCCUGGACUUUCUCAUUGAUGAGGAGUCGGUGUUGCCCACAAAGGAGUACACAGAGGAUGGGAUUGGCUUCCUCAUGAUUUUUGGGGAGUACAUGUGGGUCCCUGUCUUCUACAGUCUCCCUGUUCACUUUCUGCUGCACCGACCCACCUAUAUCUUCCCCCUCACCACCACCAUCAUCUGCCUGCUGUUCGGAAUUGGCUUCCUGGUCUAUCACCUAUCCAAUGCUCAGAAGUUUAGAUUCAGGAAAAAUCCAAGUGAUCCUGCAGUUGCUCACCUGGAGACCCUUCCUAGCCCCUCAGGGAAGAACCUUCUGGUGUCAGGCUGGUUUGGCAGGGUGCGCCACCCCAACUACCUGGGGGACAUACUGAUGGUCUUGGCCUGGUGCCUGCCGUGUGGCGUCACCAGCCUUCUGCCCUACCUGCCCUUUCUGCAGUGCACCAACCUGCUCCGGCAGCGAGCGAACGAGCUGGAGGAGGCCUGCAGAGAGAAACACGGCACAGCGUGGCAAGAGUACUGCCGUCGUGUGCCGCACAAGUUUGUGCCGCAUGUGUACUGA